This is a messenger RNA of Rubroshorea leprosula, 1152 nucleotides long. The record is from the annotation of a GenBank genome assembly. Lineage: Eukaryota; Viridiplantae; Streptophyta; Magnoliopsida; Malvales; Dipterocarpaceae.
GUUCAAACACUUGACUUGAGAGGAAGAAAUUUCGGAAAUGGAUACUCAAACGAAGAUUUUGAGGGCGGAAACGUAGGAGGUUCCCAUGAAUUUCCUUUCAUUCAGUUAGAUAUUAUUAAUGCAGCCACAAACCAUUUCUGUGAUAAAAAUAAACUUGGAGAAGGUGGAUUCGGCGCUGUAUACAAGGGUACACUACCAAAUGGUAAGGAAAUUGCAGUUAAAAGGCUCUCGAGAACUUCUGGUCAGGGGUUACUAGAAUUCAAGAAUGAAGUUAUGCUAAUUGCCAGAUUACAACACAAGAAUCUUGUAAGGCUUCUGGGGUGCUGUCUGGAGGACAAUGAAACGUUGUUGGUUUAUGAGUACAUGCCGAACAGAAGCCUCGAUGUCUUCCUUUUUGAUUCAAGCAUGAGUGUGCAAUUGGACUGGCAGAGACGGUUUAGAAUCAUCAUGGGAAUUGCUCGGGGCAUCAUGUAUUUUCAUGAAGAUUCUCGUCUUAAAAUUAUACAUAGGGACCUUAAAGCAAGCAAUAUUUUGUUGGACAGAGAAAUGAACCCAAAAAUAUCAGAUUUUGGUUUGGCAAGAAUUAUUGGUGGAAAUCAAAGUGAAGCAAACACAGAAAGAGUUGUUGGAACAUACGGAUACAUGGCACCAGAGUAUGUUAUGGAAGGACUAUUUUCUGUCAAAUCUGAUGUGUUCAGCUUUGGUGUCCUAUUGCUAGAGAUCAUAAGCGGGAAGAAAACUAAUGGAUUUUACUUUUAUGAACGCGGUGAAAGCCUUCUAACCUUUGCAUGGAAACUAUGGUCUCAAGGUCAAGAAGUGCAGCUGAUAGACCCAGAAAUGGUGCAGUCAUGUGUGGAGUCUGAAGUGCUCAAAUGCAUUCAUAUUGGUUUGUUGUGUGUGCAGAAAGAUCCAGUGGACAGACCCACCAUGUCAUCUGUAAUACUCAUCUUGGGCGGUGAGACCGUAAGACUUCCUAAACCAACAGAACCUGCAUUUUUUGCUGGACGAGUUGUUGCAGAGUCAGCCUCACCGCUCGCAAAAAACAUUGUUUGUUCUAUCAAUGAGGUAACACUUUCAAAUGUGUCGCCUCGUUGAUGUUUGAGAUAUCUCUGCUAUUUUUAAUCAUUUUUUUAAUAAACAAAGAAUUAAGUU